CUAUAUGCUUGUCCAUAGCUCUCUAUAACAAGCAAAAACACUUAAAUCCCACUGGGACCACAAGGGGGAGGAGCGUGACGUCAUUUUUCUGCGCCGACUGAAGCUGGUAGCUGCUGUGAAUGAAAAGUUAGCAGCGCGCGGCUGUUAUUAAGAUGCCUCUGCCACCAGCUCUUCUGGCUCGUCUGGCCAAGAGAGGAAUCCUAAAGCAGUCAGAACAUGACAAUGAAGAGGAAAUCAUUGCUGAAGACUAUGACGACAACAAUGUAGACUAUGAAGCUACAAGGGUUGAAAAUUUACCCACCAACUGGUACAAAGUACUGGACCCUACCUGUGGUCUCCCAUACUACUGGAACGUAGAGACAGACUUGGUGUCCUGGUUGUCUCCCAAUGACCCUGCUGCGCUCAUCACUAAAGCAGCCAAGAAGCAGAGAGUGGAGAUUGUAGAUGAUCGAGAAGAAGGUCACCACGAGAAGUCAGAGAGGGAGCGAGAGCGUGACCGAGAACGAGAGAGAGAGCGAGAGCGGGAUCGGGACAGAGAGCGGGAGCGAGAGAGGGAUGAUGGACGGGACAGAGAGAGAGAAAGGGACAGGGAUCGAGACCGAGAUCGAGAAAGAGAUCGACGAACGAGGAGAGAAGACAGCGGCCCGUAUAACAAGUCAAAGAGAGGUGGAAGCCGGAAGCAGGAAGAGAUGGAUCCUAUGGAUCCCAGUGCCUACUCAGAUGCUCCAAGGGGCUCAUGGUCCACUGGCCUGCCUAAGCGCAAUGAAGCCAAAACCGGAGCAGACACCACAGCAGCAGGACCUCUGUUCCAGCAGAGGCCGUACCCCAGCCCGGGAGCAGUGCUGAGGGCUAACGCUGAGCUCACCAGACGCCUAGAGGAGGAAGAGGAGGAUGACGAUGACUAAGCAAGAAAGCAGCCUCCUAUAGAGCCUUUAUAAAAUGGAAUGCAGGGACAGAAAACACCUAGUAUUUUAAAACUAUAUAGGCAGCUAUAGUAAUUCCUGCUCACUUUUUUCACUCUUGCUGAUGAUAAAUAUUUCUAAGUUAAACUCAGCCAGUCAUUUCUCUCCUUUAUCCACUUUUCUUGUAAAGCUUUAGAUUAAAGCCUUUACCGGACAGGAACAUCUAAUCAAGGGCUUUUUAUGAACCGUUAUUGAUUGAAUUAAGCCUAUUUGGGGUUAAUAAAACCACAGCGGAGGUCAUAAAAUUGCGUUCUGUUCUUUAAAGGGCUGAACAAAGGUUUAUAAAGGCUCUAUGGGAUUUCUUGCCAUCUCUUCAUUAACAAGGCACAAGUACAGUGGUAUCCGUGUGCAUGUUUUUUUAUGGUUCCUAGUUGUCAUUUGUAAAUAUACUUAUGUAUUAUACAUUUUGUAGUACAACAGUACUGUGUUUUAUUUGAACUGAAAGAUCUGGAGAUUGUUGUAAAAAGGAAGUGUUUUAUUUCCUGCUGGAUUAAACCUUUUUGAAUAAUACAA
Molecule: messenger RNA, 1475 nt
Organism: Astyanax mexicanus (Mexican tetra)
Lineage: Eukaryota; Metazoa; Chordata; Actinopteri; Characiformes; Acestrorhamphidae
Gene: pqbp1
Product: polyglutamine binding protein 1
Exons: 7
Coding region: 153-905 (250 amino acids)
Biological process (GO): alternative mRNA splicing, via spliceosome
Cellular component (GO): cytoplasm; nuclear body
Molecular function (GO): protein binding; ribonucleoprotein complex binding
Source: RefSeq, a predicted model, not a curated record